This is a messenger RNA of Phycomyces blakesleeanus NRRL 1555(-), 903 nucleotides long. RefSeq lists its product as hypothetical. Lineage: Eukaryota; Fungi; Mucoromycota; Mucoromycetes; Mucorales; Phycomycetaceae. The transcript is spliced from 4 exons. The coding region runs from base 1 to 903 and encodes 300 amino acids. The record is from RefSeq and is a predicted model, not a curated record.
AUGGCCAACAAUUGUCAGUCAAUUGCCCUGGCUCCAUCCCCAGAACAUACUGCGCUUUUAAGAAGGCUUACUGCUAUAGAGGAAAGCCUCAAGACCAUGGAUUCAAACAUUGGCAUUGUCAUCAAGGGGAACAAAAAUACAUUGGAAAUACUUGAUAGCAUUGCUGAUGCCUCUGGAGAACUUCUUGCAGUUAUUGCUCCUACUACUAUACAUGCUUCUGCUUCUGUCCCUUUUGCAGCUUCUUCCAUUGGUUCUACUCUGGAUUGGUAUACAACACCUUCUGAGGCUUCUUUUGGUAUCUCUUCUGCUGCUCCUUCUGUUACUCCUUCUGUUACUCCUUCUGUUACUCCUUCUGUUACUCCUUCUGUUGGUCCAGAGGUUCUUACUGGUACAAAUGCUGAUAAACUUAGUAAACAGGAUCGCACUAGAGUUUUAGCAGGAGAGUUGAAGAAGCACAACUUCAAAUCAAAUAAGCUGAAACUAGUUGCAGCUAAUGACAGCAAGCGCAGUUGGGAUAUUAAUGUUGAUUACAGACUUCCACCCAACAGACAGCUGAUGUAUGACCUUCAUGCAUACCUGGCUCCAAAGGUUGUUGUGACUAGUCAUUUUGACUGUUGCAAGCUGACCUACCAUACAUUCAAGGCUGAAAUUGAUGUGAAGGUAGGUAAGAGCUGCAAUGGACUCUUACAAAAAGAAGCAAUGUCCGAGGGUAAAUCUGAAGAUGAUAUUUCUGGAGUCUCGAUUAACUGUGCGAUUUUUGUUGAUGAUUUUAUGCGUAAUCGCAUGGACUUCAAUUCGUGUCAAAUGUUAAAGAGGUCCUUUGGUAGAGAUGCUGUUUUAGCAGUCCUGCCUAGAUUGAUGUCCCUUCUCUCUCACUGGGCUUUUAGAGAUGAGUUUCAAUAA